Messenger RNA from Notodromas monacha, 336 nucleotides. The record is from the annotation of a GenBank genome assembly. NCBI's taxonomy places the organism in Eukaryota, Metazoa, Arthropoda, Ostracoda, Podocopida, Cyprididae.
AUGGCGGUAACUUGGAUCAAACAGCCUCACUACAAUAUACUGACGUCAGGGAAGCGAACUUUCAUCCGCGACGACCGAUUCCAGGCGCUUGACGGCGGCAGGACCGGGGACUGGGCAUUACAGGUCAAGUCGGUUGAACUUGGCGACGGUGGAACUUAUGAGUGCCAGAUCUCUACGGGCACUGGGGUGAUCUCGACAUACGUCAAUUUGAGCGUCAUGAAGCCAGUGGCAACAAUCAACGGCAGUAAAGACAGGCACGUAGAUCUCGGCUCGACGAUUACGUUGCAAUGCACCAUCACGAAGAUCAUGCUUUCAACUUACUCAGCGCUAGGCUGA